Messenger RNA from Ambispora gerdemannii, 723 nucleotides. The record is from the annotation of a GenBank genome assembly. Lineage: Eukaryota; Fungi; Glomeromycota; Glomeromycetes; Archaeosporales; Ambisporaceae.
AUGUCACAAAAUCCUGUUCGUUUCUUCUUUACUUUAACCAUUGGCAUUUUAUUGUUUUUGUGCUUAUCGUACGGACGACCAAUAGACCUGGGAAAGCGUGAUGAUACAAAUCCCACGAACGGAUUCUUAAACAAUUUCAAUAACAAUGGAAACAACAACCGGGGGAACGCAAAUGGAAAUUACGUUGGUGAAAUAAACAUUGGACAUAAUAAAUGCAAUGGACCUGGAACAUCCUUAUCAACGAACGGUGGACCGAGUAACUACAAUAACAACGGAAAAGGGAAUACCGGAAUCAUUAAUGGAAAUAAUAUUGAAUGUAUUAAUAUAAAUGAAACAGGCGUGAGCAUUCAACAAAAGCCUAACGUACAAGACGCCAAUCUAAGCAACAGUUUCAAUAAUAAUGGAAACAAUAACACCGGUAACGUAAAUGGAAAUUACGUCGGUGCGAUAAACGUUGGUGAAAAGAACAAAAAUGAUUCAUGUAUUCGUACAACCAAUGGGCAAGACAACCGUAAUGAUAAUGGAAACGGAAACAUCGGAUCUCUCAAUGGAAAUAAUGUUGAAUGCUUGAAUAUAGAUGGUCAACCAGUGAAGUUUCAAUCAAAUAAUGGUACUUUGAGUUUAAACGUAGGAGAUCAUACUACGAAUAUUACAAAUAAAGAUGUCAAUAGUCUGAUAUCGACAGCCUCUCAGGCUGCUGGCAAUCUUUUGAACACCCACUGA